AAAAGUGUCAGGGGGAGUAACUGAUUUAGAUGGGAAGUCGUUGAGAGAGACGCUGACAUAGCCACCUGUUAGCUUCACAUACGCGGCAGUCAGUGACAGCAGUGAGCUGAGAGAGAGGUGGAGAAGCGGGUUAGCUAGUGUAACUUUGUGGACACCUGAUGGCGUCUGGUUCUGGAGAUCUGCCACCUGCACUGCCAGUUAAACAGCACAGGAGUCGGUCAUCCAGAUGCUCUAGUGUGGAGUCUGACAGUGUUCUGCUCAGCCCUAUUGGACCAAACUACGCUCACAACGAGGUCUUCUCUGAACUCACCCACUGUCACGCUGCUCGGUGCCCCAUACACCAGCGCUACGAUCCCUCCCCACACCAGGCCAGGUUUUUCUCAGAUGGCACCCCACCGCCUGUUCCCAAGAAGCGGCUAGUUCGCACCUUCUCUCUUCCAGCUACUGAGGCACCACCUCUUUCUCCUCUUCCUCCUCCAUCUCCUCUCCAAAGACAACCACAGAACUUUGACAACCCUCUGUACAUGUUGGCACCCAUGUCUUACACCCAUUUCCACGGGGAGACAGAAGAGUUUGAACCAGUUAGAGGAAGUCCUGUCUCCUCUCUGUCCCUUGCCCAGCUGUCCUUCGACACCCCAGAUGAACAUCUGCCUUACAUCUUCAGCAGCUUUGACAACCAGAAGGUGGUUUUACAGGAGAUUCAGCAUCGGCACCUUCUCUCUUUGAGAAGCAUGGCACAGCGCCUGGAGGCUGGGAUCCUGCUGCAGAGGGAGGCCACAGAGGGGGACAUCAACUCUUACCAGCCUCAGGAUUUCCUGCUGUGUGAUGGCAGCAAGCCAAAGCAGAUCGGAGGCAUGCUUUAUUACAGCGUGCACAGCCCCAAACACAGAGGAAGGGUGUUUGGUGUAAGGCUUCACACACAGACUGAUGAAACCUCCUCUCACACCAGACACCAGCUUACACAUGUCAACGUGCGAGAUGUUAUUACUCAUUUCCAGCCGAGAAACGCCCUGGUGAAUGACUCCAGUAAGCCACAAACUCAAGAAACUCAUCUAAAGUUGGACAGCAGUGCAGCAAUAUCUAAAGGCAGAAACAGCACAGAGUUUUCUGAAGAUUGUAUGAACCUAGAUCUCUGCUCAGUUCAGUCUUUUUUACAGAAAGGGCACUCUGUGAGCAUAGAAAGAGACCUGCCACAUGCCACACUAGAGGACUAUGUGCAGGAGAGCCGCUCGCUCCGAAGGGAGGGUUGUUUGGAUCGAGACAGACAGGUUUGUGUCGUGCUGCUGCAGGUGUUAAUGGGAGCGCUACAUCUGUUUAACAUCAGUGCCACUGCAGCUGAGCUCAGACCACAGGGCAUCUUUUUAGUGUGGCCAAACAGAGAGAAAGAAGACAGACAGUGGGAAAAGACCGGGAGAAAGGAGGAAAUCCAGAUGUCAUGGAGGACAUGUGGUUCCCCACGGGUAGUUUUAACCCCUUUAUCUUCAUCUCAGUCUGUAUCCCAUCCCCUCAACUACACCAAAUCCCAAAUCAUAGCGCUCAUUCAAUACUGCCUCGGCUCCCAAGAGUCAGCCUUGUCCUCAUACCGAACAGGGCUCCUUCAUCUGUCCUCUCUGCUGCAGAGCGAGCACAGCACUCUACAGGUGGCAGAUAUGGUGAUCAUGCUCCAGGUGCUCCUUUGGGGGCCUCGUGUUCCUCUCUUUAGUCCCAGAGGAUCCAUGACUAUGACCUUACACAAUUGGCUAACCAUCAAACGAGCCCUGCUGGUGAUGAAGUUUGCAGAGGGAGGUCUGAUGCCGGGGGGGUCAGAUCUGGACUGGGAGGACUGUAUGUGUCUGCAGUAUCUGUCAUUUACAGAUCCUGAAAUACUUGUGAGCAUGGCCGGUCAGCUGUGGCUUACUGUAAACUUGGAAUGACACUGGUACCAGGAUGCUCCACAUGACUGUUAUUCUUCCUGUUUUUCAAAUGAGCUUUGUGAUUUGUAUGUAUUUAAGGCAAUCUCAGCUCACUUGUUGUUUUUUUUUUCUGAAACAGAGUUUGUUUUUAUUGUAUAUGCACCAAACAGAACCAGGCCAAGUGGGACUGUUAUUCUCCAAACAUUUGAGGAGGGAAAACAUCCUUGGAUAAUUCAGGAUAGUUACAUGAUUAAAACUUUCAGUAUUUUACCAUACAGCUCUAAAAUACUCUAAGAAUGUUUAUGCCUUCACCUUCAUUUGAAAUUCAUCAUUAUUACACAUCUUUUUAUUCCAAGUGACCCUUUAGUAAUUUAAUGCAUUUUUGUAUUUGUCUGUAUCACAUUGCCAUGAACCAAUCACAAUUAGGAAGUGUAUGAAUCAGAACCUGUUGACAGGUUUUGGUUUACCAGCGUCACUGGUCUGAGGUGAAGUUAGUGAGUAGUUUUUUAAAUUGUUGAACUCUUAAUUAAUAAUACCAAACUGAUUCAUUUUUACCCUCUGUUUCAUAAACAUGUGUCCAGGUUGCCACAAUAUAAGUGUUACGCUUUGAUGGGAAGAAAAUCGAUAUUGA
Molecule: messenger RNA, 2523 nt
Organism: Cheilinus undulatus (humphead wrasse)
Lineage: Eukaryota; Metazoa; Chordata; Actinopteri; Labriformes; Labridae
Gene: peak3
Product: PEAK family member 3
Exons: 4
Coding region: 159-1913 (584 amino acids)
Biological process (GO): protein phosphorylation
Molecular function (GO): protein kinase activity
Source: RefSeq, a predicted model, not a curated record